AUGUUGCAAGAAUUUCCAAAUAACGUGGGCGGUGGCGGCGAGGAGUGGGGGUUUGAUAUCUGGCAAAAACAAAAUGCGGAAAGCUUUAUAGGGAUACAAUGGAAAGACCUCACAUUUAAAAAGCCUUCCAUUAACACGCUAACCUAUCCUACUCUUUUUUUCUUUCAUCUUCCUCGCCUUCUUUCUAUAUUUCCCUCUCUCUACCUAUCCCUCUUCUUUCCUUCUGCCCAUCUCCCUCACAAUCUAUUCCCUAUCCGGCUUAGUUUUCUUCUCUCCCCUCUGCCUCUCUCUUCGAUCUUUAUUUUCUCUAUUCCCUCUCUCCUUCACUCUAUCCCUAUUCUACUCGCCUCUUCCUCCAACUCCCUCUCUCUACUUGUCCCUCUUCUUUCCUCCAUCUCUAUAUCCCUCACAAUCCAUUCCCUAUCUCCCAAUCCGAUUCAGACUACUUCUCUCCCUUCUCCAUUCAUCAUCUAUUUUUUCUUUAAUCUCUCUCUCUCUCUCUGUCUUUCUCUCCCAGUAAUACUGUUAAUCUUUCUCACUUCUUUUUCCCCUUUCCAUGCCUGUAUUCAGUCCCAUAAUCUCUCAAUCUUUCUUCCCUAA
Acanthosepion pharaonis is the source of this 600-nucleotide messenger RNA. The record is from the annotation of a GenBank genome assembly. Lineage: Eukaryota; Metazoa; Mollusca; Cephalopoda; Sepiida; Sepiidae.